GGGCAAUAGUCAGCGAUGGGCGGCGGCUCGGGCAAUCCUCUUCCUCCCCCACAGGCGGCGGCGGCGGCCUUCCGCGUGGACCGGCCGCUGCAGGCGCUGGGCUUCGAGUUCACCCGUGUCACCGCCGAAGAGGUGGUCGGCCGCCUCCCCGUCACCGAGACCUGCUGCCAGCCCUUCGACUGGCUCAACGGCGGCGUGUCGGCGCUGAUGGCGGAGACGACGGCCAGCAUCGGGGGCUACGUCGCGUCGGGGUACCGGAGGCUGGCCGGGGUGCAGCUCUCCAUCAACCACGUCGGCCCCGCGCGCCUCGGCGACCUCGUCCAGGCGCGGGCCACGCCCGUCCAACUCGGCCGCAAAAUCCAGGUUUGGGAGGUCCAGAUAUGGCGGAUCGAUCCUUCCACCUCGGAGAGCAAAGAUCUGGUGUCAACAGCGAGGGUCACCCUAUUGACCAAUCUACCAACACCAGAAAAGAUGAAGAGCUUCGAACAAGGCCUGAAGAAAUUUUCAUCCAAGUUGUAGAGCUACUGACGAAGGCAUGCCUGCCGCCUACAUUAUCACAUACGUACAGCGGGGGAGCGCCGUCUAUGAGUUUACUCCAUCAUCAGCUCUAGGAGGAAGGAGAGCUGCUCAGUGGCUGCUGUCUGCUGACCUGUCUGUCAUUGGCAUGGCACAUCGUCAAGAACUCGCCGCAAGCCCGCCUCUUCCUGCGUUGGAGCAGAACGCGAGACAUUUCAAACACCAAUUUUUUUCCCCUUUCGUAGUCUCGGUAAAACUCUGGAUCCAGCUCUCGCGAUGCAGUGUUACCUGAGCUUGUUUAACUGGGUAGUUAGAUCACUGAUCUCCAGGAGGAGAGCUUGCUUGAGUGAAGAGAGUGUUCCUGCUAGGCACCUCUUCUGCGAAUGAUGUAGACAGUUUUUCUCGCUGCGGCUUCCAUCUUCCGCAGAGCCUGUUGAGAAAUAACAACAAGUGAAAAUUGCUUCGCAGAAUGUAUACUGUCUUGUUCGUGG
Messenger RNA from Zea mays, 1007 nucleotides. Its product is annotated as 14-dihydroxy-2-naphthoyl-CoA thioesterase 1. Gene Ontology annotation, cellular component: peroxisome. Lineage: Eukaryota; Viridiplantae; Streptophyta; Magnoliopsida; Poales; Poaceae. Gene Ontology annotation, molecular function: 1,4-dihydroxy-2-naphthoyl-CoA thioesterase activity. Gene Ontology annotation, biological process: phylloquinone biosynthetic process. The transcript has 4 exons. Bases 16 to 519 code for a protein of 167 amino acids. The record is from RefSeq and is marked provisional.